CAACUGGAACAGCAAUUUCUCCAUUCCCAACUGGUAGCUACCUCGAGUGAUCCAGCUAGCUAACGAACGCUUCACAUUGAAAAAACGGUAUUUUGAGAGUUCUGGGUUGUUGGUUCUUAUCUACUUUCCUACUAGUAUACCCUCCGUUUGGUAAAAUUCGAAGAAUAAUAUAGAUUAUUUUAAUUCUACUGCACAAAACAAGUGCAAAGUUAAUAGCUACAUUUAAGCUAAUUUGCUAGCAUUGCUAGUUAGGAAAGCUAACAUUACGGUAUUUUGUUUUCUGAGAUUUGGCUAAAAGGGCGGGUAUUCUUUUUUUUGCCAUCCCUCCAUCGCAGCCACCAACAGCUUGUUAUUGCUCAUUGGAAGACUGUAGUAAAUCGUAGCUAGCGUGCUCGUUAGCUUGAUAAUAUCGUGCGUAUUCAGCCAGGAAGCCAAUUCAAGGCCUUGCUUACCACAAGUCUUUGCAUCGUCGUGCAGUGAGAGCUGACAGCUUACUUGGUGACAAAGAGACUUCUCCCUGAGGAGCCAAGAAGUAGACGGCUCAUGACUUCUGACCAGGAUACAAAAGUUGUAGCUGAACCACAGGUGCAGCAAGUACAAGAAGCAAAAGAGAGCUCUCAUCUGGAAUCUGCCAAGUUUUCUGACCUGAACCCCAAUGCGAAAGCAUGGGCCAAUCACAUGCUUAACCUGGACACCGCCACUGCGACUGGGACUGCGAACACACCUGCUCUCCAGCCAUGGAAGGAUGGCUGCGAUAGCAGCUCGGCUGACCCUGGGCCAGAAGGCUAUGAAGCCAGCAAAGACAAAGUGUUUGAGGAGCCCCUGUUGGCCGACCCAGAUGAGCCUCCGCCGGUGAUGGCAGAGCCUGCCCCCAUGGCCGCCAUCGUCACCCUGGAGGGCUCCGACCCUGCUGCAUACCCAGAGUCUGGCCAGGAGGCAACUCACACAGGCAGUGAGCUCCAGCAGGAGAGCCGUCAGGAGGACCUCCGGGAACACCUGAAGAAGACCCUGGAGUUCUGUCUGUCCCGGGAGAACCUGGCCAGCGACAUGUACCUUAUCUCUCAGAUGGAUAGUGACCAGUAUGUGCCAAUUGUGACGGUAGCUAACCUGGACCACGUCAAGAAACUCAGCACGGACGUGGAGUUAAUCGUUGAUAUCCUACGAUCUCUGCCGUUGGUCCAGGUAGAUGAGAAGGGGGAGAAGGUGAGACCCAACCAGAACCGCUGCAUCGUCAUCCUCCGAGAGGUCCCUGAGAGCACUCCUAUAGAGGAGGUCGAGGCUCUUUUUAAAGGAAAGAACUUACCUAAAUUCAUCAAUUCUGAGUUUGCCUACAAUGACAACUGGUUCAUCACCUUUGAAUCAGAAGCAGAUGCACAACAGGCAUAUCAGUAUCUUCGUGAAGAAGUGAAAACCUUCCAAGGGAAACCUAUUAAGGCACGGAUAAAGGCGAAGGCAAUUGCUAUCAACACUUUUAUGCCAAAGAAUGGCUACCGCCCGGUGGAGGUUCACCCUUACGCUCAACAGCAGCAGCAGCAGCAACAGCAACAACAACAACAGCGUUACACCUCCUACUACAUUCCUCCAGUGUACAGCCCUCAGCAGCAGUUCCCCCUCUACAGCCUCAUCACUCCACAGGCCUGGUCAGCCACCCACAGCUUCAUAGACCCUUCACUGGUUACAUCAUUUCACAACACCCAAUUCAUCAAUGGAUUUACAACAUCCCAUAGUUUUAAACCAGCGACAUCUCCUCUUGCUGGUGUUAGGCACUACUCUCCCAGGAAUAGGAAUCACACUCACAGUAAACCUCACCUGAGGCCCACAAUACCCAACGCAGAUCAGCGUGGCACAGGGCUCCUGGACAGCCCCACCAUCUUCAACUUCCCCACAGAGCGCAUCCUGAACGGGGUGCCCCGGGGUUCCCCCCAGACAACACGGCUCCCGAGCCAGAACAGAACCAGGUUAUCCCCCUCCACCAUGACCUACCCCAGGAGGGACAUCGGUACGGGUCGGGUGGAGCCCGUCAGCACCGACUACUCACUGGGCAUGGGCCGGGGAAGGACAAAUAUUUAUGGUUCUAGGAAAAAGAGGGAUGACAACAAGUUUACAAGAGUGGCCACCCAGUCACCCCCUCCUCAGAAGCCCCCGUCCCCCAGCUUUGAGCUGGGGCUCUCCAGCUUCCCCCCCCUGCCUGGGGCCGCAGGCCACCUCAAGACCCCUGACAACAUGUUUGAGAACAGACUGGCCAGCAUGGUAAUAGGAGCCACAAAGAAUGUAAGCGUUGAUGCCAGCGCUGCGGGCGCCCUCCUCCCCUCAGGAGGACCCAAGGAGCCACUGAGGACUUUCACGUCUCCACAGCCCCCGAGCCUCCUGCCCGCUGCUCCCCCAGCCCUGACCCUAGCACCAGCCUCUGCCCCUGUCACCACUCCCUCCCAACCCGCAGAGGAAGUGAAAGUUCCGGAGGCGAAGCUGAAGGAGACCCGGGUCUCUGCGGAGCUGGUCACUGACACCCUGUACACCGCUAGCAAAUCUGUUCAAGUCAAUGGGGCUGCUACAGAACUGCGAAAGCCCUCUUACGCUGAGAUCUGCCAGAGGAUUAAAGACCACGCGCCGACACUACAGGCCCCUAAAGAGGCCAAGCCAGCCAGCAGCGCUGCCUCCGCAGGAGAGGAGAGGAAGUGCCCUGAUGCAGCUCCAGGGGACAGGGGUGAGCCCAAGGCCCCCCGAGAGACAUACCCAGGCUUCUCCAAGCCUGCUAACCCAGGCAGACCCCGAGAGGUCCGGAGACCAACCGGCCGGUGGCCCUCACCUCCUCCCCACCACCCAGGGAAGGGUCCCAGCAGCAAGGAUCUCAACCCCCCCCCAAAGUACCUGCAGUAACCCCCAACUGCCAUAAAGUCAAUAUCAAAACAAACGUGUGAGAGGGAAAAAAUCUGGAAAAAGUCAGGGCUAUUGAAAUGCAACCUAUCCCAAAAUGAUCAGUCAGUCACAGCAUAGAGAGGACAUGUUUCUGGAUCAGGGCUUACUGACAAUAGCACCUCAGUGUGCAUGUAGAGAACCGUUCAUCUUUACUUAUUUAUUUUUUGGGAGGUUUAUUUCAUUUGGAUUUGUUUUGCAUUAUUUUGUGUCAAUCUGUCAAAUGUACUCUUGUUCAGAUUAGUGGGAUAAAUUCAUAUGUCCAAACUGCCUUCCAAGAUAGUAUUGUGAGAGUAGGUAGACUCGAAGCCACCCAGUGAGUGAAUGAAAGGAAGCGGAUGAGUAAAGGAAUAGCGGUUUAGAUCUUGUUAGUUGUGGGGGGUGUCUAUGUAUGUUGUAUGCCGUCUUAAGAUGUGAUUUCAUUGCAGGAUGAGAUGAUCAGUCAUGAGAUUGGCGUCCCAAAUGACACCCUAUUCCCUGAGUAGCGUACUACUCUCGGUCAAAAGUAGUGCACGACAUACGGAAUAAGGCGCCGUGUGGGACGCAACCAUAAUUGUUUUUACAUAUUUACGUUCAUAUGCAAGGUCAACUAGUCUAGUGUCAAUUUAGACUUCACUGAAAUCCACAGAAGACCUACUUUCUGAGGGAUUUCUGAGGUUCUUUUUGCCAACACGGAACUCUUUGUCAUUGUAACACCAGCAUAUGAGGAGAAUACAUUUAUUUGCAUACUGGUUUUGAUUGUUGGUACAAGUACUACUAGUUGUUGCGUGCUGGUGGUUUUAAGAGCGCCUAAGUCUUUAUCUGGUAUUUCUUGUGGUAAACAAUAAAAUGUAGUUUUCUGCUAUCCCAUUCACAGGAGUCUGUUUCCUAGCCGUAUAAAGCACAUUGCUAGUUAGGCUCUCUUAGAGAGAGGUACUAUCAGUGUCAGUAGAAAUCUACAUGUAUUUUCAUCUCAGAAAAAAAAACGGAUAAAUUCAUCACGUGGUGUCUAUUGGUGACUCUUCUCGUUCUAAAUUUUGCUGUGAAACGAGCAUGUCAAAGACUAGUUCAGUGGGCACAUGUUGGCAGUGGAAGUGGCUAGGCUACUAUAAGGAGUAGGCAGUAGGGUUUUGGCAGGGUGCAGUGACUUCAUUAUUUUAGAUAGCUAUGGUGCUAGAGGAUGAACCUGGAACGUGUUACUUCAAUUAAUCUGGUACUGUACUUAGAUAAUAAUACUUGAUACAUGUCAUCAACUAAACUUUGCACUAUUUGUUUUGUUUCUGGACAUACAGAAGCAAAAAGGGAACAUGUGAAGCUAGUUUCAUAUUCUCUGAAAUGUAAAGAGGAAUAUUGAAAGUUCUGAGUCACAUUUAUAAGCCCUUUAAAAUUUCAGUUAUACAACAAAUUGAGUUUUUUUCCCCUCUUGGAUUUCAACUUUUCUUUCCGUUUGACUUGCGCAUUAUUAUUAUAUUUUGUGACAGGGUAAUCAGUUUCAGAAUAUCUAAACGUUGACUAAUUCGAUUAACCUCUACAUGGAGAAAUUCACACAAGUUAAAAUGUUUUGUUUACUGCCAUGUAAAUGCCUACUAGACAUACUUCCGUGCAAGAUAAAAAUAACUUUAGACUUAGUGCUCACUUUCGUUGAUUUAAACCUGUGGAGUUCCACUAACAAUGGCUUAGUUUUGCAGUGGUGUUUUAUUUGUUUUUUGUUUACCUUUUUAGGUAGUGAAUUAUGAAACCACUGAUAUGUGGUAUUUUUUACCUUUUUAGGUAGUGAAUUAUGAAACCACUGAUAUGUGGUAUUUUUUUUGUUUUAUUUUUAAACCUGUUUCAGUUUAUUCAGUAUUACAGUAGCAAAUUGUAAUGUGGGUUUACUCCUUAGAUCAGAGUUUCCCAAACUCUGUCCUGCCCCCCCCGGAUGCACAUUUUGGUUUUUGCCCUAGGACUACACAGCUACUAAUCCAAAUAACCAACUAAUCAAGCUUUGAUUAUUUAAAUCAGCUGUGUAGUGCUAGGGCAAAAAAACCUAAAUGUGCACCCAGGAGGGGACCCAGGACUGAGUUUGGGAAAUCCUGGUGGCUCCAAAACAUUUACAAUUAAGUAGAAUUGGUUGAAAGGAAGAAGUGGGGUUUUUCCUUCACUACAAAUGUUAGAUAUGAAGGUAAAAGAUGAGGCAGCCCUUUUAGAAUGAAGGUAUAGCUUUAAUCAUUGGGUGAGUAGUAGACUGCACCCUGUGAGCAGGCAGAGUAUGACCUUUGACCUGUUUUGGAUGCUACAAACCUGAGCAGCCACUGCGUCCUUUCAGUUUGGACAAAUGUUAGGCAGAGCAGGCAGCACUGUUGGGUUGUUCCAACUCCUUCCCCUCCAUACAGUAGAAAUGCCGGUUUAUUUUUAGCAUGGUUUUCUUCUGGAGAUUUCACCUGGCUCUCCAUACAACAACCAUAUAGCUUCCAAAUUCCCCUCUGCUUUGUAUAAAUCUCUAAGUAGAAAAAAAGAAAGUGAAACCUGUGCGCUUCUUUAGUGUCUCAUUGACGUCUUCCUGCAACAAGGAGCUACCCUGGAGUACUCUGCUUAGAAAAGAGGACUUAUUUCGGAGAGAGGAGACAUUGCCUGUAUUGAUAGUCAUUGCUGCUUUUGAUUUGCAUGCUGUUUGGUUUGCAAACACAUUAUUUGGGUAGUUUGAUUCUGAAGGACUGAGAUGCACUUAUAUGGGCGGUCUUAAAUGGCAGAUGUAUAAUUUUUUGUCAUUUUUUCCUGAGAUGGUAUAAAAGACAUGUUGUACCUUAUCUGCUUAUUUAGAAACCAGUGCUGUUUAUUCCAUGAGAUAUCAUUAGUUUCUUUUCAAGAAAAAAAUAUAUACAAUUUUAUAUAUUUUCAAAUGUAUAAUUUCCAUCCUGUGUUUAAAAACUUGAAUUUUAUUUAAACUUGAAAAUGACUUUGCCUUAACUUUUAUACGAGACAACGUAGAGUUAGUUUAUUAUUUUUUUUCAAACCCCAACAUUUUACUAAGGGAGACGCAUGGAAAUAUUUAGUCAUACCUAACGUCAGAAGUCUUACUUGGUCUUAAAGUACAAAUCAAGCAGCAUUUUGGUUUUGUAAAAUUUAUCUCAAGUCUCUUUUGAUUAACCUUGUUCCUUGUUUCUGUUUGAUUUUGGGGGAAAAUAUAAAUCCUGUAAAUGCAAAAUAGUCAAUACUGUAUCAAAUAUGUGCACUUUGAACUGUGUGCUUUGCUUGUACAGUUGUAAAUAAUCAGAAAAUAUAAAGAGGUACCUUAAAAUGAUUUAAAAAAACAUAUAUUGAUCUUGUUGAACUAUUAAUGUCGCUUUUGAGCUGGAUGUAGGAUAACUAAAUGUUUGAAUUUCUUUUUAAAAAUGUUGUUCUGAUGUGAAGAAUUGCGUCUGCCUCACUUUGCAAUGUGGGCAGGCUGUCUGAUUGUAACUUUUUAAAUGUCCUUCUCAUUCCAUUUCCAUGUGUUUUCUCAACAAACAGGUGUUUGUUUCUGUUGUUUAGCCCCUUCACUGUGCACAAUGAGAAAAGGGGAGAACCUACCUGUUGUACAAACACACAUCUUCAAAUGAUAGUACAAAGUCCGUACUCUGUCCUGUGACAGACAGCUUAUAUCAAUCUGAUGUGUGAUUUGGCCCAUAAAACAGUUAUUUAUGAAUCACAAUAAAGCACAUUUUAAGCACAGGAACAUCAAAUCUUUCACACACAACCAAUGUCAAUUCCGCAGCAGCAUAUGGUAUAAUUUGUACCAGACAACCGUUAAUCAUUUGGCCCAAAUUGAUUAAGCAUUGUUGGUAUUUUGUUGAUAUUCUGUCAUUUGUUUUUAUUUGAAGUUUUGUUUUUCAUGAAAAUGUAUAUCAACUGAACUUUUGUAGCCCCCAGAAGUAAUAACUGUACUUUCUUUUUUUUGGUAGGCUUUACCAGUGUUUAGACUCAAUCAUAAUAGUGUAGAUAUUUUUUACACUUAUCAUUUCUGCAAGAAAAUUAGUUCCGGCACACUGUAUAACAUACUGUGCGUUGUCUUUUUGUAUAAUUUGAUCACACACGUGGACUGCAUUUAAUGUGGCAAAAAAAAACAACUGUGCCAUUUAAUUUGUUUCAGCCUGGCAGUUUGUUUGACUUGUACAUAAUAUUUAAGCACCUGCCAUUAUAUUUUGAUAUUUGUUGUUACUCAUGGGAAGUGUAGCUGGUCCAGAAUUAUAAAACUGGGAAUUAAAAUCUGAUACCACUGACAUUAGACAAAGUACUCAUAGCAACCUGCAUCUGACCGGGUAUCUGAUCUGGCUUAUGAAGUCGAGGCAUGUUUGUCUGUAAAUUUAAGCUGGUCUAUGCUAGUAGGCAUAUCUAAUGCAAAAUGCUAAUGCUGUUGUCUUUGCAGAUUGGAUAUGUUAUCAAGCUGGGCACUGUGGGUGUGUGUGAGCGUGAAGUGUACCACCUGGGGUCAGCAGAAGUAUAAAACACAAAUGCAAAGUUGACUGACGGUUGAAGUCAAGUUAACCCAAGGUUCAUUCACCAGCUAGGUGUGUGCAGCAUGAUAAGGAUUUUUCAUUAAAUGUUAUUGGUUCAUCUCUCCAGAAGAUGAUGGCACUGCUUACAGUACGAAAGACUGACUGAACUUGUGUUGAACCUUUUCUUCUUUCUUUUGCUCGCACUACUAAAGCCCUGUUGUAAUGUUCGGGCUGUUCUCCUUGUGUUACUGUACACAGACAAUGUCUCUCAUAUCAGGCCGUCUCGUUCUCUUUGCCCAGUUCGCUUCGAUCUGCUUCGUCUCACCAGUUUGACAGUGCCAUGUAUUUUUUGCAACGGCUACAGCUUGUUGUAAGUUGACCUUGCUUCUAAAGUGAUGUGACAAUGCACCAACUGACUGGAAUGAGACACAGCCAUUGUCUCACUAUCAACUCACUGUGGUCAAUUAACUCAUUUUUACCCAUACCAUGUUACGCUAACAGCAGUGGACAAUCGCUGACUUUAUGGGAGAGAAGAACCUAUGAACAUAACAGCAGUUCAUGGAGGUAUCUUUGAGUGCUUUUGAUUUGUCUUACCUAUUCUUCCAUUAAGACUGGAAUCAAGCGUACAUGUCAACUAUUGAUAAUUUAAGUUACUCUUGUGUCAUGUUAAGCUGUCUAAUUUGGAGGAAAAAAAUGUAGCUUACUGAAAAAUAAAGAUUUAGGCACUGUUA
Messenger RNA from Salmo salar (Atlantic salmon), 8077 nucleotides. Its product is annotated as la-related protein 4B. The record is from RefSeq and is a predicted model, not a curated record. Gene Ontology annotation, cellular component: cytoplasmic stress granule; cytosol. Gene Ontology annotation, biological process: positive regulation of translation. NCBI's taxonomy places the organism in Eukaryota, Metazoa, Chordata, Actinopteri, Salmoniformes, Salmonidae. Gene Ontology annotation, molecular function: mRNA 3'-UTR binding.